Molecule: messenger RNA, 1767 nt
Organism: Alternaria arborescens
Lineage: Eukaryota; Fungi; Ascomycota; Dothideomycetes; Pleosporales; Pleosporaceae
Exons: 1
Coding region: 1-1767 (588 amino acids)
Cellular component (GO): Set1C/COMPASS complex
Molecular function (GO): transcription cis-regulatory region binding; protein binding
Source: RefSeq, a predicted model, not a curated record
AUGGCUGACUCACACCCCCCUUCGCGCUCCAACACGCCCACACUUGUGCCCCCGAUGCGGCGACCACUCGAAGGCGACAAUGCGCCUGCCGUCUCUUCGCCGCUCAACCCCAAUCCCGAUGCGGCAGCCCGUGCCAGACCGAAAGCUCCAGCGCGCGAGCAGAGAGAAAAGCGCGAGACGAUCAAGAAACGUGAAGCUUCAGCGAGCACAAGACAGAGCACCCCAAAUGCAAAGUCGUCCAAGAAGGAGCGCCCCUCGGCGGACUCGCCCAUGCGAUACUCCAUUCCUGAGCCCAGACCAUCCGACUAUGAAGCGCCCAAAGACAGCACUCUGCUCUCCCACGAGCCAAAUCCUAUGUAUGCGCCUGAUGGAGUCACCGAGUUGAAGAAGCCGCACGAUAUUGCCUGGAAUAAGAAGGGCUACAAGUACACGCACUGCGUCGCUGACCCGCUAUUCCGCCACAAACAGUACUACAGACAGAGCGAUUCUAGGCCCUACGGACCGAGGAUGAGCCACGAAGACUGCGACAGGUGGUUCCAUUUCGACAACAGCGCAACUAUCGUAUCUCAAGAGAAGGGCUGGCGCAUGGGACGUGGCAAUGUGGUCGCGAGAGAAGGCAGGAUAUACUACGAGGUCAAGGUGCUACGAGGCAUACCCGUACAUGGUCCCAAGGAUCCCAUCGACCCCAAGACGGGAGAGACAAAGCCUGGUCCCCACGUGAGGAUGGGUUGGGCAAGGCGGGAGGCGCCUUUGGACGGACCCGUGGGCUUCGAUGGCUACAGCUACGGCAUCACCGACGCCCGCUUCGAAGCCCAACACCGAUCGCGCGCCUCCAAGAUCUUCAAACCACUCCCCAAGAACGCAAAGAGCAAGCACAUGAAGGCUAGACCCCCACAUGGCAAGCCAAUGCCUGUUGAGUAUGUUACAGAUCAGCACGUUCAAGAAGGUGAUGUCAUUGGCCUUGAGAUUCAGCUACCGUCGCUAUCAAUGCAUCGCAAAGUCGUCGAGGGCAUCUACAACCCGGCUGUGGAUCUGGGAGAUGGCUUCGACACUGUCAGCAACCAAGAUCCCUUCGACAGGCCCAUCGACAUCAUCCGCGAUCGCAUACCCGUGCCCUACAAAGGCAACUUUUACUUCGAGCAGCUCGACUACCAGGUCACCAAGAUGGUCGAGGCUUACCACGACCGCGGCCCAGUACCCAAGAUACAUCCCUCACCAAACCACGAAGAUGUCAGUGUACGAUCGCUGCCACACUCGCACAUCAAGGUCUACAAGAACGGUGAGGAGGUUGGAAUCGCUUUUGAGAACCUCCUAGCCUUCCUCCCGCCCGCCAGUAUACCAUCAGUCGAGGCCAUCAAGGCCGGCGCAAGGACAGGUUUCGACGACGGCAUGGUAGGAUACCUGCCAGCCAUUUCACUAUUCAAUGGUGGUGUUGCGCAGGUCAACUUCGGCCCCGACUUCUGGUGCCCUCCAGAAGAGAUGGCCAAGCAGCGCGAGAAGGAUACAGACAUGGUCGAUGGUGGUACAACCGAGCAGCAGAUUCCGGACGGUCGCAAACUACGGGCUAUUGGUGAGCGUUACAAGGAACAGAUUGCAGAAGAUGUUGUUUGGGACAUUAUCGACGAGGUCGACUUCUUCACCCAGGACGGCGGAUGGGAGUACAAGGGCGAGGCUCCUCAGGACGUGGCAGGCAAAUCUACGCCCAGGGCUCGUGGUUUUGCGAAUGCGGACGAGAACAUCGGUGUCGAAGUGGCAAAGCGGUACUAA